Girardinichthys multiradiatus is the source of this 3430-nucleotide messenger RNA. RefSeq names its product ceramide synthase 2-like. Gene Ontology annotation, cellular component: membrane. Gene Ontology annotation, molecular function: sphingosine N-acyltransferase activity; DNA binding. Lineage: Eukaryota; Metazoa; Chordata; Actinopteri; Cyprinodontiformes; Goodeidae. The record is from RefSeq and is a predicted model, not a curated record. The transcript is spliced from 11 exons. Bases 204 to 1418 code for a protein of 404 amino acids. Gene Ontology annotation, biological process: ceramide biosynthetic process.
UGGCAGAUGUAUCUGCGCUCUUUCUGGUGUCGUCGUCGGGAUACAGCGGCACCGAGGUGCAUCCCUCUGCAGCCUGUGCCACAGAGACCCACUCAGAUUUCCGUCUGAGCGGGUUUUUUGCGGUUCUGUCUGCAGGUUUGAUCAGCACACCGGUUCCACAGAGCUCCUGCUCACAGACUCCUGCAGUUUGUCUGCAGAAAAGAAUGGACCUACUUCCAGACUUGUGGAGGCAGGAGUACUGGCUUCCUCCUGGUGUGGCCUGGAAAGACCUGGAGCAACUGCCGGACUCUGAGAGACCUCAUCCCAAGGAUCUUUUCAUCGCACUGCCCCUCGCUCUGGCUUUUGUUGUAGUUCGCUGUGUGUUUGAGAGGUUUUUGGCCCCACCUAUCGCCAGAUGUCUGGGGGUGAAGAAUAGAUUGCAAGUGGCCGCUACCCUCUCCCCGCAGCUGGAGUCGUUUUACACUCACAGGAGCAAGCAGCCCACACAGAGUGAACUUGUCAAUUUGAUGGUGCUAUGUGGAAAAACCCAGAGACAGAUUGAGAGCUGGUUUAGAGUUCGCCGGAACCAAGACCGACCCAGUCAAACCAAGAAGUUUGCUGAAGCUGCUUGGAGGUUUUUUUUCUACCUGUCAGCGUUCAUAGCUGGACUGGCCUCCUUAACCAACAGACCCUGGUUCUGGGAUCACAGGGAAUGUUGGAGGCAUUAUCCUAUUCAGUCCUUAGAGAGAGCUCAUUUCUGGUACUACAUGCUAGAGUUGGGGUUUUAUGGCUCUCUGCUCCUUCGGAUCUCCGUUGACAUCAAGAGGAAGGAUUUUAAGGAGCAGGUAAUCCACCAUUUGGUGACCAUCUUCCUACUCAGUUUCUCCUACUGUGCAAACUACAUCCGCAUCGGCACCUUGGUCAUGCUGCUUCAUGACUCGUCUGACAUAUUGUUAGAGUCUGCUAAGAUGUUCAACUAUGGCACCGGCUGGAGGAAGACAUGUGACUCCCUGUUUGUUGUGUUUGCUGUGGUCUUCCUUGUGACUCGACUGGUGAUUUUCCCCAGCAGAAUCAUUCGUACCACCCUGCUCCUGUCCAUGGAGGUCUUUGAGCCCUUUACUGGCUACUACUUAUUUAACGUCCUGCUGAUGGUGCUGCAAGCUCUUCACAUAUUCUGGGCAGGCCUAAUCUUACGCAUGGUUUACAAGUUCUUGAAAGGCAAGCUGGAAAAAGACGAGCGCAGUGAUGAAGAGAGUGAGGGCGACGUGGAAGAGGACGACAAAGGAAAAGAAGAAAAAAUGGAUCAAGGAGAUUGCUAUUGCAAAAAAAGUAAAGAAAAUCUGAACUCCAACCUAUCCAUGCUCACCAACAGUUGUGUCCUCAAUAACUUGACCCACUGCAGGUCCUCUGUGGCUAACAGAACAUAUAAAGCUCAGUAAAGAUCUGGUUUUAUUACUUAUUUUUAUCUAUGUAGUUUUCUAAAGGAAACAAUGGACUAUGAUGCAACACUAAAUGUAGAUGGUUGAAGCAUCUCGUGCUGUAAGAUAGAUGUAAGUGUUUUUUCUUACCCUAUGCUGUGUAACAAUAGGAUUGUUUUGGUUAGUUAUUAACAAAGUGAGUAAUUUUGAUCAAAAUGACCAAGUUGGGGCACCACCUGAUUGUCAAGAAUUAAUAGCUAAGCAGCUCUCAGUCUCUGUCAGUUAUUGUAUAAUGAAAACCUGCCUGGUGAGGUGUGUUAUAUAUAAUAUAGAACAAUGAAUGAAGGAGUGCAUAAGCACACUGCAGUGAUAUCACAGUUCAGUGUGAAUAUGUAUGUUCAAGAACCAAGGUUUGUUUUGAUGAGUUGGCAUUAAGGUCAAAUUAGCUUUGAAAUAAAUUAAGAAAACAGUUUCUUGGUGUUCGAGCAAACAGUUCACAAUGAGAAGCAGAAGGGUAAAUAAAAUAUUAUUCUAAUAAAAAAAUGUUUUUUAAACAUUUGCCAAAUUAGAAAUCCCCAUUACAGGGGCUGAUUGUGAUUGAAUGGAGUGAUGGACUACUAAAAUGGCAGCUUAAAACAUUUAUGGACUAAUAAGAUGGCAAAGUAAUGGAGGGAUAACAGGAUAAUGGAGAAAAAAUUUAGCACGUUCAGGGAACUAUGUGGAUGCAUUUUAUGCAGGUUAGUGAGGAGAUGAAGGGAAAACUCAGAUAAAACGACAUAUGUUGCAGUAGUAAAGUGACUUGUUACCAGUUUUCAACUUUACAAAACAAUUUUUUGAACAUCAGGCUCAGUUGCCUGUUAGUACUCAAAACGUUAAGCAUCAUAAGCAAAGCAAAACCUAAUGAAAAAACUAUAUUUAAAUUGUUUAAUCCUAAUUAUUUCUUGCCAAGACACAACCUCUUAUGUGCAUAGUUCUGAUGAACAAGAGGACGUGCGAUUGAGCCAGUGAGUGAGCAGGUCUUAUGAACAGCUGGGGCAAGUGUUUGCUUGGGCUGGCACACACAAGCAGCAUGCAGGAUUGCGGUUUAAAUGCCAUCUUCUUCAGGUGGAACAAGGCGGUGGGGGGAGGUGGACCGCUUCCAACAAGUAAUUAGAAUUUAAAUGAAUUGAACUGAAGUCUUUAUUGUCAUUGUAUACAAAACUACACCAAACUUAAAUAGGCAUCAGUGGUGCACUCACUCACAACAUAAACAUCAGACUAAAAACAACCUGAAUAAAUGUCUAAAAUUCAACUAUAAAUAAAAAGUGCUUGUGCAUUCAAGCUCUUGCUUGCAAUGCGCCAGGCGGCAAUCAAGAAACCUCUUUGGCUGGAGGUCACAUUAAUAAAGAUGCAGUGAAAAUGACAAGUGGUGGAAAGAGGAGUUUCCCCAAGACGACAUAAUUUCAAAGAUGCAGUCUUUUACUCAGCCAGCAAAAUCAAGAGGUUCAGGAGCAUGUUUUCCUCGAUGCAGUCUUUGAAGGGGCUGGCUGGCAAAGAAUAAGAGCUGCAGCUGUGCAUACAGUUUUAUACAUCUAUGACAUCACCGGGAUUCCAGCUGUAAAACUCCUCCUUCCUGGAAACUGCUCAUGGGAAUGGGUAAAAACUGGAUUUUUAGUUUUUACCAGUCUCUUUUGCUGUCUUUUGGUAGUUCAGCCUUUUUUGUUCCGCCCAUGGCUGGGGUCAACAAAGAUAUCACCUGUGCUUCAGUCUGUCCUAACUGCGGUUACACCAUUAACUGUGAUGAUUCUUUAAUCUAUCUUCCUCUCUAAAGAUAAGUAGUUCAUUGUUUCUGCUGCACAACUCUGCUUCAAAUUGCUAUGUGGUAGGAGGAGAAUUUAUUUUUCACAAAGGCUUUAUUUUUAACAUUUCAUUUUGAAAAAACAAUGCAAGUGAGAAUGACUGUCAACAGCAGAGCCUGAGAGGCAGAUUCAUAGACUGUUUAGAUUCAUUAUAUUGGUCUUUUGACAUUGUAAAAUAAAUGAAACAAUGAGACA